Molecule: messenger RNA, 9544 nt
Organism: Mycena citricolor
Lineage: Eukaryota; Fungi; Basidiomycota; Agaricomycetes; Agaricales; Mycenaceae
Source: the annotation of a GenBank genome assembly
CUAGCCACAUGGUAAUAGGAUGCGUAAAGUAAAGUCGGCGGGACAUAAGAACAAGCGGUGCCGGGAUGUUACCGAAUAGCUGAUCCGCGAGAGAUGAAGCACGUUUGCAACCGGUGGCUUCGAGGAACAAGAGAAGAUUGUUGAGACGUGAACACGGCCAUCACGAGUCUGAGCGCAGCACUGUUCGGCAUUUCGCGUCUAUGUACACGCGCGCCCAAGGCUUAUCGCUUAACCUCACCCUGCCGAGCAUUGCCGAAUAUGGACGGACAGCGUUGCGGGGCGCUAGCCGGAUUCGAGGCCAAGCAAUGUAAUUGGUCGAUCGACGUCAUCAGAUUUGAUCGCGCACUAACGAGUUCCGAAUAAAGUCAAGCUCAAGUCAAGUGUGGGGUAAUCGCGCUUGUUCCGAGCUCUCCCUCCUCCCGCUGCACGACCAUGUCCAAGUUCGAGCCCAACGGCAGAUCCGCCGUCAAGCGCACGUUCGCAGGCCAAGGCAGACUUCCCAAGCUUCCCAUCCCGCCAUUGGAGGAGACCUGCCGCCGAUACCUGACGGCUCUCAAAGCGUUACAAAGCGACGAAGAACACGAGCUCUCGGCAGCUGCAGUCAAGGAGUUUCUAGAGACGGAUGGACCGAGGAUACAGGAAGUGCUGCUGAAGUGGGCCGAGGGUAAAGACAGCUACAUCGAAGAGUUCUGGUAUGAAUCUUAUCUGUCCCACUCGGAUCCCGUUGUAUUGGCGUUGAAUCCGUUCUUCGUCCUCGAGAACGACCCGUCGCCAGAUCGCGGGCUGCAGCUUCCCCGGGCGGCCUCGCUGAUCGUUUCCUCCCUCGGCUUCAUUCACGAUCUACGUGCGGAGAUUCUUGAACCGGACAAUGUGCGAGGUGUGCCCUUGGACAUGGACCAGUACCGCCGUCUCUUCGGCACUGCGAGAAUACCCACUCUGCGAGGAUGUAAGAUGCACAGCAACCCGAGUUCGAGACACAUCGUUGUGCUUCGGCGGGGCCAGUUCUACUGGUUUGAUGUGCUUGACGAGGACAACCUCCCUGUGCUGACGGAGCGAGAAGUUAUCCGCAAUCUGCAAGCUAUCGUCGAAGAUGCAGAUAAGACCCAUAUAUCCGAGGUGGCCCGCGGUGCGAUUGGUGUGUUGUCGACGGAGAAUCGCAAAGAAUGGUCCCGGCUCCGGACGACUCUCUCGACAGACAGUCACAACGCUUCCUGUCUCGAGAUUGUAGACAAUGCAUUGUUCAUCGUUUGUCUUGACGAUGCGGCGCCCAAAGAUCUCGCGGAGCUCUGCGAUAACUUCCUCUGUGGAACCUACCAGCUUGACGGCGGCGUCCAAAUCGGAACCUGCACCAACCGGUGGUAUGACAAGUUGCAGAUUAUCGUGUGCGCCGAUGGAGCUGCUGGGAUCAAUUUCGAGCAUACGGGUGUGGAUGGACACACUGUUCUCAGAUUCGCCGCGGACAUCUUCACCGAGGGGCUCAUGCUUCUCGCGCGCUCAAUCAAUCCCUCCGCGCCGACACUAUUCCAUGCGCCUCUUUCCCCUCACGCCAAGUCCUUUAAGCCGCCCAAAGGCAAGGUGAAUGGUGUCUCACCUGUGCGCUCUACGAUCGACACCACGCCCAAGAAAUUGGAGUGGCAGUUGUCAUCGGAGCUGCGGGUCGGGAUCCGCUUUGCCGAGACGCGUCUGAGCGAUCUGAUCUGCCAGAAUGACUGCCAGGCGUUAGAGUUCAGCGGCUACGGCAAGAAUUUCAUCACAAGUCACGGAUUCAGUCCGGACGCUUUUGUCCAGAUGGCAUUCCAAGCAGCUUAUUUUGGGCUUUAUGGCCGAAUCGAAUGUGUGUAUGAGCCUGCAAUGACCAAGUCGUUUUUACACGGACGGACGGAGGCUAUCCGAUCCAUUCAGCCGCAGAGUGUGGCGUUCACAAAGGUGGCCUUUUACUCGGAUGCUUCGGCUUCCGACAAGAUUGCGGCCCUGCGAAAGGCUUGUGAAGGCCAUGUUGCGCUUACAAAGGAAUGCAGCAAAGGGUUGGGUCAAGACAGGCAUCUGUACGCGUUGUACUGUCUGCUCCAGCGUCAGAUGAGCGGCGAGCUGGAUUCAUCUCCGGACGACCCUGCUCCAUGGACUGGGAGUCCGAAGACGAUGCCCACGAUAUUUACUGACCCUGGAUGGAGCCUUAUCAGCACGUCCAUUUUGUCUACAUCCAAUUGUGGUAAUCCGGCUCUGCGACUGUUUGGAUUCGGCCCAGUCGCAGCUGACGGGUAUGGUAUCGGAUAUAUCAUCAAGGAGGACGGACUUUCGAUUUGUGCUUCGUCGAAGCACCUCCAGACUCGUCGCUUCCUAGACACUCUCAAGAGCUAUCUACUUGAUGUCCAGCGUAUUCUGAUCCAGCUCUACUCUAACGCCAAUGCGCGCCAGGCACCCUUCGUUGAUCACAGCGGUGUGUUGCGGGAUUCGAAGACCGGGCGGGCUCUGAAUGGCAACUCGGACGACGAGGACUCAGGGGAAAUUGACAUAUCGGGUUAUUCCUUUUUCGAUACAAAUGAUGUCAAGCUUCUUGGGCAGCGCAAGGUGUCUCCGUAUUCAAACAUUGGCGCUUGUCUUUUUGCCGCAAAUCGCACGACUGUACAUGCAGACAGCGAGAGCGACGACUCAACGGAGACUCAGAUAUCUCCUUCUGAGACUCCUCUAGAAGCCGGUUUCACUGCCGACAAGGACGCCUGGACGGACUUUGUCAGAUAUCUGGGCUCGCAGUCGUCCGAGGGAAUCACGAGGAUAUACUGGCUUACAAGAUUCGAUGCGAGGUUGCGGAUCAUGAGCUAUGGUUCAAAAACGAUGAUUAAUCUCUUCGAUGGAGAUUUCCUAAACAGAGCCAACAUCGCUGAUCUAACAACGGAGAACCUUUGGUUUAAUCUCGCCGCGCUAUUCCGAUGGUAUCAAGUUGACAACACGGUCUCUCAGCCAGUUGAACAGGUCCACGAGACACAUCCAUCCUCUGAUGCGAUCCAUUCUGUCAUCAAGACAGCGAUCAUAUACACUGACGAGUUUCUUCUCGGCCACUUUCUCGGACGCACAUUCAGUUCCUUGACGAAGAAGUACGCGGCAGACGCUAUCCGCGCGACGACUUCUACGUGUCUUGUCUCCGCUUUCUACGAAGCAGAUGUCCAGAUGCUGCACAUCACCAGUCUGGGCAACAUGCGCGCUUUUCUCGGCCGACCGAUAGAAGACGCAGCCACCGACGGGCCACAACAAUAUGCUGCGCACGUCCUCUCCGUCGAUCAUUCCCCCCAAAACCCAUCGGAAAAACAACGGAUAGCGGGAUUUCACCCAGGUGAAGAGGAUCUCUUCGAAGACGACUUGUUCCUCGGCCGAAGCUACACUCGUGCUAUUGGCGACGGCAAGCUCAAGUGGUCAACCGGAACCCAACAAAGACUACAUGCCGACUACCUCGGCUCCGCUCCCGACCCCAAAGUGCGGACCCCGCCUUACAUUUCUGCAGAGCCGGAUAUUACCGCCAUCAAGAUCAAGCCGGGAGAUUUUCUUGUCCUUUCCUCCAACUGGCUGUCGAAAUCGCUGACUAGCGAAGAGGUCGUCGGGCUUGUGGGAGACUGGCUGAACAAGAACAGACACACUCACCUGUACGAUCCUAUCGACCCGUCCUUCGCACCGGAGGGCAAAGCCGUCGAAAUUCCCGCAGAAGAGCUGCCUGUCACUCUGAAGGAGGACAAUACAACCAUGUUCCGACGCUGGAAUGUGCCCAAACGGUUUAUUACCGUAGAGCAGAAUCCUGCGACUCACGUCGUGAAUAAUGCGCUAGGCGGCGCCAAUCUGGAACUCAGAUCAGCCCUGGAGGAACUGCCGCUGGAAGGAUCGGAGGGCAAUUUAUGCAUUCACACUCCGCCGCAGGCGCGGCAGGGCAUCGUCCAUCAUCACUCCUCAUCCCCCAGUCCGUUACGAAUCGUCAUGUCUGGGUGGCAGCAGCCGGGAUACCAAUACCCCAUGCAAACGGGGUAUCCUGGUGCUAAUCCACAAUACCAGCAGCAGCCCGCUCAGUUCCAGCAACCUCCCCAAGGAAACCUCUCUUUCUUGCAAAACCCUCCGCAGCAGCAGCAGCAGCCGGGUCUCGUCCCUCAGCGGACGGGAUAUGUACCACCCGUCGGGAUGCAGCAGCCGAUGCAGCCCCAGGCGACGGGCUACCCAGGUGGAGGCGGCGGCUUUUUGCAGUCGCAGCCCACGGGUUACGUCAGUGGUGGAAAUUUCCAGACGCAACACCGCCCUGCCCCGCCCCCGCCCGUCCCAGCGCUCCCUCCCCAGUUCGCCGGACAGGGCAGUGCUUUGUUGGGUGCCCAGCAGCCGAGUCGUUUCAUGAGCACGUCGCCCGGGCCGAUGGGCCUCGUUUCUCAGGCCACGGGUUUUCCCGGUCAGCGGCCGCUUGUUGCGCAGCCGACAGGCUUCGUGGAUCCCCGCUUGGCGCUCAUGUCGAACUCCUUCAUGCCUAUGAACACCGGCUCGCCGUAUUCCGCCGGUGGCGCCCCGCAACUGCAGACUGCGAACGCCAAUUUGCAGCAAUCGUUCCAGCAGAUCCAGGCGCAGAAACCGCGCAUCUCGUGGGCGUUGGGGAAAGCAGAGAAGAAGAGCUACGAUGCUAUCUUUCGGGCUUGGGAUGCGCAGAACACAGGGUUCAUCAGUGGACAGACAGCUUUGGAGGUGUUCGGGCAGAGCGGACUUUCCAAGGACGAUUUGGCGCGGAUCUGGACCCUUGCUGAUAUCGAUGACCGGGGAAAGCUGAAUAUUGCUGAGUUCCAUGUUGCGAUGGGAAUCAUCUACCGAAGACUCAACGGCAAUGACAUUCCAGACCAGUUACCCCCCGAACUCAUCCCUCCUUCGUCGCAUGGCAUCGAAGAUUCUGUCCACUUCAUGCGUGACAUCCUCAAGAAUGAGACCCGAUCCCAGAACCAGUCCCCGUCGGACGGUCCCACCUCCUACUUGCCCAACCGGUCGCUCAAUUCCAAUACCAACUCUGGUCGAGAUGCUGGCCGUGAUGCAACUAUUUACAAGCACAAUGACACGCGCGAAGCCUACAAGCCGCGGAAUCGACAUGUCGACAGGGACGCCGUGCGCUCGACGUCGGAAAUGGAUUCGCCAUCGGCUGACCUCAGUGACAUUCAGCGUCAGCUGAAGAACACUGCCUCCAUGCUUGAUCGUGCUGCGGAGGCAGAUCGGUCUCGCAAUGCGGAGGACGAGGCUCUGAGUCAGGAGUUGGAAGAUCUUAAGUACCGGGCGGAACGUAUCAACGAGGAUCUGGCUUACACUCGCCGGGGAAUCCCGUCUGCCGCGAAGGAUGAUGAGCGCCGCAGGCUUGAACGGGAACUAAUGGAGCUUAUGCACGUGAAGGUUCCCGAGGUUGAACGUCGUCUGAAGCAGAGGGAAGAGAGAAAGGAGAAGGAGAAAAGAGAGGAAAACCGCGAGCGUGAUCGAAGAAACGAACGUUUCGGACGAUACGAUGACCGGGAUCGCGACCGUGACUACGACAGGGAUCGUCGACGUUACGACGAUGAGGAGCGCGACAGGCCCUACUCUCGCGGUGGAGGAUACCGGGACGACCGCGACUUUGAUCGCGGUCAGUACCGUCGGCCGUCUCCUUCUCUGAGGGAUCGUGAGUAUGAACGCGAUGACCGCCGAGAGCGCGAUUACGAUCGACCUCGAAGUGCAGCGCCCCCAGAAGCUGCACCAACUCCACCGCCAGCCGCAGCGCGUCCAGCGGCAACCCCAUCGCCAGCUCCAGCCACCAAGAACAUGACCCCCGAGGAACGCCAAGCCUUUGCUCGGGCGGAGGCCAAACGACGAGUGGAAGCACGGAUGGCCGCCCUCGGCGUGACACCGUCGCCUGGGUCAGCAGCUCCUGCGAUCGAUACUAGCAUUGAAGAGCGUCUAGCCCAGGAAAAGAAGGAAGCGGAGCAGAAAGCCUUGCUUGCUGCCCAAGAGGCCGAAGCCAGAGAAGCAGCACGCAAGGAGAGAUUGGCGAGCGAGAAGGCGCUGAGAGAGCCGACGCCUGUUCCUACGCCAUCAACUAGCGCGGCUCCACCGGCCCCGACGCCCGUUCCUACUCCGUCAAGGCCAGCCGCUGCUCCUCCGAAGCCGAAGGCAGCGCCGCCGCCCCCAGCGCCGCGGUCGAAAGUCGCCCCACCGCCUCCCAAACCUCGUGCAGCGCCACCACCAGCUGCCCCUCCCAGGGCUCCCGCCCCUCCUCCGGCGCCAGCUGUUCCCGAAGUCGACCCGGAGGAAGAACUUUACCGGCAGAAGGAAGAGCAGCUCCGGAAGCAAAGGGAAGCUCGGGCUGCGCGACUGCGGCAGUUGGAGCUGGAAGAGGAACAGGCUGCAAAGGAAGAAGAGGAUAGGAUUCGGGCUCGAACUUUGGCUCGUCAGCAGGCGAGUGCGCCUCAGCCAGCGAGCCCUGCUGCACCUAGCAGUGAUCUUUCGGCCAGCGUGACAAGCUUCAGCACCCGUUCGCCAUCGCCUGUCCUGGUUGCCGUCCCGACUCCGACCCCUCCCCCUGCUACAAUAGUCGAGAGCCCACCUACCGCGGGCAAAUCGAACAAUCCUUUCGACAGGAUCCGAGCAGCUGGCGGGGGAACCCCCGCCUCCCCUCCUGUAGUCGGUGGCACUAAUCCGUGGGAAUCCGCAAUCGCGACACCCCCGGUAGCAUCGCCGGCGAGUCCUCCUGCUGUUCGAAACAACCCUUUCCCGGCUCCGGUCAAAACACUGUACAACACAGCACCUACUGGAUUGGGCGAGGAUGACUGGGAAGAUGUCGUGGAAAACGAAGGCAGCGACUCGGAUAGCGACGAUGAGCCGAAUCGGAAUACGAGGCGGAAGCUAGCGGAGGAGUUGUUCGGUGGUAUAUUGCCACCUGCCGGACCGCGGAGUGCGACACCCCAGACCCCAGCUGUCUCUUCGCCACCUGCUGCACCGGCACCGCCUCCACCGCCAAGUGCACCGGCAGCUCCUCCUCCUCCUCCCGCGGCUCCGAGGGCACCGCCGCCACCCUCCGCGGCCCCAGCUGCGGCACCUGGCGACAUGAGCGCUUUGCUCAAGUCAAUUCAGGGUGGUCUCAGCCUGCGCAAGACUGUCACAGUUGACAAGAGUGGGCCCGGGCUCUCAGGCAAAGUCAUCGGCGACUCUGCACCUCCAAGCCAUAUCUCUGCUGUACUACAGGCCCCGAGCCCUCCUCCAAUUCAGGCGGCUCCGUCGUCCAAGGACAAUCGCCAGAGUGUCGAUUGGUAUGCCGGCUUGGCUGCCGAUGCCGCACCGCCGGUCAUCGAUGUGUUGCCCCCGAUGAAGGAAGAGAGCGAAUAUGACGAACCGUAUGGUACGGUGCCCGAUAUCCAUGUCGAGCACGAGCCGGAGGCCAGCGGCGAGAGCGAUCUGAUGGCUGAUAUCGACAAGAGUGUUGAACUCCGGGUCCGGUCGCUCUACGCUUAUCAAGGUGACGGGCCCGACGAUCUGUCUUUCUCUGAUAACAUCAUUCUGCUGGCGAACCCAUCGAAGUCGGGAGGAGAUUGGUGGUUUGGCAAGUCCCUGCGAGAUGGAAGCAAGGGUUUGUUCCCCAAGACCUACGUGCAGGAGAUCCACGCUGUGAAAGCCAAGGCAGUGUAUGCUUACGCAGCUGGGAACCCCGACGAGGUUUCGUUCGACGAGGGAGAACAGCUCACGAUCAUCGAUCAUUCCGAAGAUGAGUGGUGGAAAGUGGAGAAGGGCGGAGAGAUUCUGAUCGCACCGGCUGGCUAUCUGGAACUCGUAGAGGUACCCAAUUCCGCUAUUACGACCGCCCCUGCCAACCUAGAGAAGGAUGCUCCCGAGUCCGAUUCCGAUUCCGAGGAAGACGACGACGACGAAUACGGAGACGGCGAGGAGUCUGACUAUCACUCACUGGACGGCAGCGACGACGAAAAUGGAGAAGCGAGAGAACAUGAGCGACAGUUGGUUCUGGAAGCUGCUGGGCUGAUCUUGAAGAACGAUGCUGUCCCGCCUCCUCCUCCAACUAGGAGACGAUCGUCCAAAGAUGAUGCGGAGCCCAAGAAAAGACGGCGUCCGCCGCCAGCAGCGCCGAUAUCCUCUCGAGCGGCGACGAAAGAGCUGCCUCCCAUCCCGCUCGAUGAUGCGUUUGAACGCUACGAGGCGUUCCGCGAGCAGAGGCUGAGCAGUGAAGGUCAUCGACUGAGUGUCGCGUCGAUCGAAGUCCCAUCGUCCCCGACCAUGAGUAUGACUCCCAGUGUGUCGUCUGAGGGAACGACGACAGGCAGAGGGUAUUCGCAUUUUCUUCAUUUCCUUGGUCGGAAGACGCCUAAUUCUGGAGGGGAAGACAAGAUCAGGCCCAUGAUCUCUGGUCCGAUUUUGCAGCAGGUGGAGGGGGCUGAGACGAGGGCGAACAGCCCUGCAUUCGGCAGUUCCUGGGCGAGUCUGGUCGACAAGUCGGCGCUGGAGGGUAUCCCCACCAACGAGCGCAAGCGCCAGGAGGCGAUAUUUGAGCUGAUUGCCACAGAAAUCACCUAUGUGCGGGAUCUGCAGCUGAUCGUUGAGACAUUCUACGCUCGGAUGCUGCCGAUUCUGGAACGAAAAGCCAUCACGGUGGUGUUUGCCAACAUCGAGGACAUUCUGCUGACAAACACAACUUUGAUGUCCUCGCUCGAGGAGCGACAAAAGGAGUGCCGGCUAUACGUGGACCGGAUCGGGGACAUCUUGAGUGGACACAUCUGCGACUCGAACAUGGAUAUGGUGUACAUGGAAUACUGCGUCAACCAGAGUACAGCGGCGAAAGUCCUGCAGUCGCUGCGUGCGCAGAACCCGGAGGUCGAGAAAGUGCUGAGUGGGCUGAAAGCCGAGCUCGCAACGCGGAACCUGGAUCUGGAGCACUACCUGCUGACCCCCAUGCAACGGAUCACACGGUACCCACUGCUCAUCAAGCAAAUCCUGCACUUCACAGAGGCGGGCGACGAGCACCGCGCGGUGCACCAGUCGCUGAACGCAGCUGAGCGCAUCCUGCGGCGGAUCAACGAGUCGAUCCGGCAGCUCGAGGGCCGGGAGACACUCGCUCGGGUCUCCCAGACGCUGUGGAUCGGGCAGGGGCGGCUUGAUCUCACUGCGCCCACGCGACACAUGGGCGCACGGCAGCUGAUCAAGGAGGGCCCGCUGGUGAAGUGCAAGAGCGGGCGCAGGCUGCACGGGUAUCUGUGCUCGGAUAUUCUCGUACUGGUGUCGAGCGAGAAGACGCUCUAUCGGCUGCCGAUCCCCCUGCGGGGCGUCAGAGUGGGGGACUACGGAAACGACGAGUCUGCGUUCCAGAUUGAAGGCAUCGCACUCAGGGCGACCGGGGUCAGGGACUGCCAGGUCUGGAUGAGCGAGAUUGAGCGUGCUGCGAAAAAGUGUGCUGACGCGGAGAGGAGGUCGACGCUAUAAUGUGUACUACUAAUAUAUCAAGUUAAUGGACCUUUUUUGGAUCACAAUAACCGCACUCAGCAAGUGGCACCAUGAUAUGGGCUUGAAGUCG